This is a messenger RNA of Colletotrichum orchidophilum, 3111 nucleotides long. Its product is annotated as WD domain-containing protein. The coding region runs from base 1 to 3111 and encodes 1036 amino acids. Lineage: Eukaryota; Fungi; Ascomycota; Sordariomycetes; Glomerellales; Glomerellaceae. The record is from RefSeq and is a predicted model, not a curated record. Gene Ontology annotation, molecular function: protein binding. The transcript has 3 exons.
AUGACGCCCUCGCCCGGUCCCCAGAUCAACACCACAGAAGUGAAGCGGCCUCGCUCCAGCCAGACCGUCUCCUUCUCCGUUGACGAAGGCAACAACUCCUCCAUCCAUGGAUCCGACUCGACAAGCCUUCAGUUGGCCGUUUCCGAGUGCAUAGAGACAACAACCACCACCACCACCACAACUACCAAACGCACAUUUCCGCCCGUCUUCCUGCGCGAAGUUCGUCCUCUCCACGAACUCGAUUCCAAGGAGUAUCCCCUCGCCUCUAAGCCUUUACCCCCCGAACUCGCAAACUUCUCUUUCAGCGUCUCGGGCUCUUCUUCCGAUGGCGCAGUCGACAAUCCUUUUGUUGCGAAAAAGCAGCGCAAAGCACCGCUUGCAGCCGAAAGGCAACCCGCAGGCCUCCUCAAAGAAGACGAGUCGAGCCAAGAAUCUCCCAGACGCACAUCCAAGUCGCCUUCAGAUGCCCAUCAAAGAAGAUCUCGUCGCUCGAAUCCCCGGGAAAGGGAAGUCUCGCCGUCCUACAACGCGUCGCCCGUUCUGCCUUCGAGACCCUCUAGGAACCCCAGACCGACAGGUCUCUCCAUACCCGAGGACGCUUCGCAACGCCUCCGACGCCAGCUCAUGAGGGGCAGACCGUCCGGCUACUUGGCUACCCCAGACACGUCCGAAGUCGCUGGUUCAAGCUCAGAGCGUGUGACGCGACCCCGGACCCUUCAGCUGAACCGCUCCAGUCAUACUCCUCCCGAGUCGGGACCGAGCCAAACAAAUCUGCAGGAAGCUGAGAGUCCCAUCGGAAGCGAUGCACUCACCGUCUUCAGCAGCAACGUCGCCACUCCACCCAUCACUGAUGCCGACCCCGAGCCAUUUGUGGACAUCGACGAGUCGCUUCAGCAGUCUCUUCGAGCCGUUGGACACCGACCCUCCAUCGACGCCGUGGCUGCACAGGAUGCGAGCCUGCCUAGUCCGAGACUUUCGCCUACACUAGCAGCCGCUCAACUGAAUUCGAGAGACUCCGAUGAUGAAGAUACAGAGUCGCCUCAGAGCAGCAUCGUCGCCCGACGAAAUGUCAGCUUCCGCGACCAGGCCUGGUUGAAUGAAUCACAGACCACCGAGGAGGGUGGCUACGUCUCCGACAUGUCCAUCGUCGUCGAUGACAGCUCCUUCCAAGCCGAUAAUCUCGACGCUCACACCGCCAUGCUUGAUACCCGCAACAUGAUGGAGAGAUUUGAUGCCAUGCCCAACGAGAUGAAAAGCUUCCUCAUGUACAACCUCCUCCGCCGAUGCCCGAGAAAAACACUCCGCCUCGUCGCCGACGUUGUCACCCCUGCUUUAAAGUGCGAUUUCUUCAAGCAGCUCCCGCUCGAGUUGAGCUUCCACGUACUGUCGUUCCUCGACCACCGCGACUUAUGCCGAGCUGCACAGGUCUCCAAGCACUGGCGCAAUAUUGUGGACACGAAUGAAACUGGGUGGAAGGAGCUGUUUGACCGUGAUGGCUUCACGCUCCCCCCGGGUGAGCUCGACAAGGCUAUUGCUCAGGGUUGGGGCUGGCAAGAUCCCGUUGGAGUUACUGGGGCCGAGGUUGACUUGCGACCAUUAAGCCGAUUGGACUCGGCUGACAACGAACUCACCAAAUCCGUUGUCAAGGCUGAUUCAACGAGUAGGCUUCGCAGCUCUAAACGCAAGAGGGCACUCAACUUGUCCAGCGCCGAUAGAUCGAAACGUAGAGCAAGCGGACAGGACGUGGCGCGGUUGGAUGCGAUGCAGUCCGAGGUGAAGCAGCACAAGUCUGAGGGACCGCUUUCAGCUGCCAAUGCGGCCGCGGCUGCUGUGCCCAAUCCCAAGACCAGCAUCCCGGGGCUCCAGAAGUUGCACCUCUUCAAGUCCCUUUAUCGUCGCCACUACAUGAUUCGGCAAAGCUGGACGAGCGGAAAGGUCAAGCCCGGGCAUGUUGCCUUCGCUGCCCAUCCCCGCCAUGUCAUCACAUGCCUGCAGUUUGAUGAAGACAAGAUUAUCACUGGAAGCGAUGACACCCUGAUUCACGUCUACGAUACCAAUACUGGCAAGCUACGAAAGAAGCUCGAAGGCCAUGAAGGCGGUGUCUGGGCUUUGCAAUACGAAGGCAACAUGCUCGUCUCAGGAUCUACCGAUCGAUCUGUCCGUGUCUGGGAUAUCGAGAAGGGUCUUUGCACGCAGGUUUUCUACGGCCACACUAGUACUGUCCGAUGCCUUCAGAUCCUCAUGCCUACCGAGAACGGAAAGGGGCACGACGGAAAGCCCGUCAUGAUGCCGCCAAAGCCGCUCAUCAUCACGGGAUCCCGUGAUAGCCAACUCCGCGUCUGGCGUCUUCCUGAGGUCGGCUCUCGCAGAUACAUCCAGACCGGCCCUCCAGCCAACGAUGCUGAUUGUCCCUACUUCAUCCGAACGCUCUCUGGACACACACACUCCGUGCGUGCCAUUUCUGCACACGGGGACACUCUUGUCAGCGGAAGCUACGACAGUACCGUUCGCGUCUGGCGUAUCAGCACUGGCGAGUCGCUUCACGUUCUGCAUGGUCACUCCCAGAAAGUCUACAGCGUGGUCCUCGACCACGAACGUAAUCGAUGCAUCUCAGGCUCCAUGGACUCGCUAGUCAAGAUUUGGGACCUGAACACUGGUGCCUGCCUGCAUACUCUGGAAGGGCACAGCUUACUCGUCGGAUUGCUUGACUUGCGCGACGAAAGACUUGUAUCGGCAGCCGCCGACAGCACUUUACGCAUCUGGGACCCAGAGAAUGGCAAAUGCAAAAAUGUACUCACAGCCCACACCGGCGCGAUUACGUGUUUUCAACAUGAUGGCCGAAAGGUCAUUUCUGGAAGCGAGAAGACGGUAAAGAUGUGGGACAUUCGCACCGGUGAGUGCGUGCAAGAUCUGUUGACCGACCUGAGCGGUGUUUGGCAGGUCAAGUUUGACCAGAGGCGCUGCGUCGCCGCUGUCCAGCGAGACAGCUUGACUUAUGUCGAGAUUCUCGACUUCGGUGCUGUCCGCGACGGCAAACCUCUCUCGGAGCUGGGCGAACGCAAACUCCUCAACGAGCCAGAAGUUCGCGCCCUUCUGGCCGAAGACUUAUAA